Molecule: messenger RNA, 2343 nt
Organism: Esox lucius (northern pike)
Lineage: Eukaryota; Metazoa; Chordata; Actinopteri; Esociformes; Esocidae
Gene: st6galnac3
Product: ST6 (alpha-N-acetyl-neuraminyl-2,3-beta-galactosyl-1,3)-N-acetylgalactosaminide alpha-2,6-sialyltransferase 3
Exons: 6
Coding region: 257-1165 (302 amino acids)
Biological process (GO): ganglioside biosynthetic process; oligosaccharide metabolic process
Molecular function (GO): alpha-N-acetylgalactosaminide alpha-2,6-sialyltransferase activity
Source: RefSeq, a predicted model, not a curated record
CUUCCACCGUCCACUAGCAGCACACGUCAAUCUAGGAUCCAUGGAGAAGGCGAAGUACACGAAUAACGGUUCGCUACAAUAUUUAUGUGGAGGAGAAAAGGUCCCCGUGCGGUAAACAACCCAAUAUGCGUUGUCGCGCGCCUCUAUAGACGCUCAUCUAAACAACAUCAAACGUCAGAACGGUGUUUUCGGUUCCUCGCCACGAAGCCCAACAAGCUCCACACGGCCAGAACCAUUGUCUGAAUAGACGUUUAGGAUGGCCUGGAUAGGAAAGAAGAAGUCGGUGAUAGCCACCAGUCUGAUCUUGGUGGUGUCUCUAUUCGUUGUGGUGUUCAACUACUCUGAGAAGCCAUACAUUCUCCUGGCACCUGUCUUCAACAGCCACUGGAUGUUCUCCAGGCAGCCGCACAAAGCCUUCAAACCUCACCUCGGCUACAUCAGCAUACCCAACCAGGAGCCCCUGAAGCUGAACUGUGAGGUGUGCAUUGUGGUGUCCAGCUCUGGCCAGAUGUUGGGCCAGGCAGCAGGGCCGGAGAUUGACCGCUCCUCCUGCAUCUGGCGAAUGAACAAUGCCCCGACGCGGGGGUUUGAGCACGACGUGGGACAUCGUACCACCCUACGCGUUGUCUCACACACAUCCGUUCCUCUGCUGCUACAGAGGCCGCAGUAUUUCUUUGGACAGGCCAACGACACGGUUUAUGUAGUGUGGGGGCCUCUGAGGAACAUGAGGAAGGACGGGAAGGGCAUGGUGUACAACAUGCUACGCCAGGCCACAAUCAACUUCCCUCACGCUCGCAUCUACCUGACCACAGAGGAACGCAUGAACUACUGUGACAUGGUGUUCAAGAAGGAGACAGGCAAGGACAGGAUUCAAUCAGGAUCGUACCUCAGCACUGGCUGGUUCACCCUGGUCCUGGCCAUGGACGUGUGUAAAGAAAUCCACAUCUAUGGCAUGAUUAACGACACAUACUGCAGGUCCGAGGGCUACCGGAAGGUUCCCUACCACUACUACGAGGCUGGCAGUCGUGAUGAGUGUGCCGAGUACCUUCUACAUGAGAGCGCUCCAUAUGGUGGUCACCGCUUCAUCACAGAGAAGGCAGUCUUCGCCAAGUGGGCCAAAACACACGCCAUCAAGUUCUUCAACCCACCCUGGCAACAGUCGUGACCAGGGAGGGCCCACUACCGAGGGGGGGGGCACUGUUGAUGACAUCACGGAGACACCGACAUCACCACUUCAUAACCCAGGUCUGGAAUAGGGCCACUGUUGACCUACAUAACCCAGGUCUGGAAUAGGGCCACUGUUGACCUUCAUUACCCAGGUCUGGAAUAGGGCCACUGUUGACCUUCAUAACCCAGGUCUGGAAUAGGGCCACUGUUGACCUUCAUAACCCAGGUCUGGAAUAGGGCCACUGUUGACCUUCAUAACCCAGGUCUGGAAUAGGGCCACUGUUGACCUUCAUAACCCAGGUCUGGAAUAGGGCCACUGUUGACCUUCAUAACCCAGGUCUGGAAUAGGGCCACUGUUGACUUUCAUAACCCAGGUCUGGAAUAGGGCCACUGUUGACCUUCAUAACCCAGGUCUGGAAUGCUGUCUAACACCACCCAGGCCAUGACAUCCUGAUCCUCUUUGAGAUCAGAUGUCAGAGGUAGUUCACUACAUAGGAGACAGUUUGCCAUUUAGGACGCACAGCAGACACAUCUACCCUUGAUAACAUCGGCCCCGAGGAUCCCAAAGUUGUCAUGGACAUCCUCUGUUUGGCAGGUGUGAAACCCUCCCUAAUCCCAGCCUAGUCCUGGUCAGUCUAGUCCCAGCCCUGACCGGUCUAAUCCCAGCCCAGUCCUGGUCGGUCCAGUCCCAACCAGUCCUGGUCAUCUAGUCCCAGCCUAGUCCUUGUCUGUCUUGUCCCUGCCCAGUUCAGGCCGGUCUAAUCCCAUUGAUGGGGAUGGAGGUUUGUCUGACUGUAGCCCAGACAUCAGACACCCAUCCUGAGCUGGUUAAAAUUCCCACUCUUCUGUAAGACAGCCCUGUGUGUAUUCUCUACCUGUUCACCAUGUGACAUGCAGUAAAUAGGGUGUGGUUGAGGACAUAAACACAUCCUUCCCUCCAGAGAGUGAACAUGAAGCAGAACUCUCCUGGGGUUAAGAACUACAACGAUGGAGGAGUCAAAUGAAGCCAACGACCAACCCUCAGCUCCCUCCCAAAUGGUACCCUAUUCCUUACAAGGUGUACUUAUUUUCACCCCAGCCAUAGUCUUAAGGAGUGCACUAUCUAGGGAAUAGGGCUCUGGUGGAAAGGAGUGCACUAUCUAGGGAAUAGGGCUCUGGUGGAAAGGAGUGCACUAU